This is a messenger RNA of Choloepus didactylus (southern two-toed sloth), 1839 nucleotides long. RefSeq names its product RBPJ interacting and tubulin associated 1 (gene RITA1). Gene Ontology annotation, biological process: negative regulation of Notch signaling pathway; Notch signaling pathway; nuclear export. Gene Ontology annotation, cellular component: nucleus; cytoplasm. The record is from RefSeq and is a predicted model, not a curated record. NCBI's taxonomy places the organism in Eukaryota, Metazoa, Chordata, Mammalia, Pilosa, Megalonychidae. Gene Ontology annotation, molecular function: tubulin binding.
UGCGGUCCCAGGGAGCCCGAUGAACGACGCGUCCGCGACUGACGCGGAGGCCCCGCUGCGUGGCUUUGGGAGACUUCCAGGGCGUCGGGAACAGGAUGCCUCCCCCCUCGUCCCCGGACGGGAAUGGUUCCGGCCGCGGCCGCCGCUGCGCGCUGGUUGUUGUCGGCUGCGCGCGUCGGGCGCACGUCGCUAGGGCCUGGCUGCGCGGGUGAGUGGGGCCGCGCGGGGUCCCCGCGGCGGGGACCGCCUGAGCUCCUUGGAUUCCCGGCUGAGAAUUCACGAGGGUCCCAGGUGCACCGCGCGCCCCCUCAGACCGGAUGGGGAGGGGUCGCUGGGGGCUGCAGCCCACGCCUGCGAGCCAAGGUGUGACCUACACAUGUGAGUUCACCUUGAGAAGCUUCAGUGUUGUCAUCUGUAAAAUGGGACACCCUGGCGGCAAGGCCUGGCGGGCAGAGCACUGUCACCUGGGACCAUGAGCAGCAUGAAGACGCCCGUGGAGGUGGCAGUCAGUGGGAUGCAGACUCUCCACCUUCAGCACCGCUGCCGGGUCAAGGCCAGGGCGUCUUAUGUGGAUGAGACUCUUUUUGGCAGUCCUGUGGGGUCCCGGACCAUUCCACCAGAAUUUGACCCACCCUGGGUGGAGAAGGCCAGCAGAACCAGGGGAGUUGGCUUGGAGGCACCUCAGGCCUCAGGGGCCAACAGGAGCCGUGAGACCCCCCCCUCCAGGGGCAGCACCCCCACCCUCACACCAAGGAAGAAGAGCAAAUACAGGUUGAUCAGCCACACUCAAUCUUACUGUGAUGAGUCGCUGUUUGGUUCCCGACCUGAGAGUGCCAGCUGGGAAGCCCCGUGGAUGGCCAGGGGGGAUGCUGCCAAACUCCGGGCCCUCUUCUGGACACCCCCAGCUACCCCAAGGGGCAGCAACUUGCCCCGCCCCAGGGAGACCCCGCUUCGGGCCAUUCACCCAGCUGGUGCCUCGAAGACAGAGCCUGGAGUGGCGGCAGACUCCGGGAAAACACCCGUGGAUGGGUUACCCUCUCCACGCCCUCUGAGGCGGGGGCGGUCCCGUUCCCUCACCCACCUGAGUGUCCCCAGCCCUGACCACCCACCCUCCAGUGCCCCACACACAAAUGGACCUCAGGACCCCAGGUCUCCCCGAUCAGGGGUGACCUUCCGGAACCCCCUGGUGACUCCCAGGGCUCGCUCUGCCAGUGUGUCAGUGCCAGCCACACCCCGGCGGGGUGGGACCUCCCAGAAACAAAAGCCCCCUUGGAAGUGAGGCUCCUCGUCCUUCAUCGGGUUUGCCCAUGGGGUCACGGUGAGGGGCUCAGCACUGGCAAGGGGCCUCUUGUCGGAAGGGCCAGCUACCCCCAGCCCUGGCCCUGAGGUUCCCAGGCAAUGGAGAAGCACCUAUAGGGACAGAAAUGGCUAGGUGGGCAGUGCCUCCCUUUAGGCUGACAGUCUGUACUUGCUCCCUGCUUUUCCUUGCCCCUGAUGAGGAUUGGGGGCUGCCCCUUGAGAUCACUCCAUAUCUGUGCCAACCUGGGGGCCCCCUCCCUUCCCUGUCACUCCCACAACAUUGUCUUGCCACCUAGUGUGAAUAAAUGGUGGGAUUGCCAACCUGGGCCAGAGGAUCCCUUCCCUUCCCAGCAGGCUGAGCUUCCUGUUUAGAUUAGUUUCCAACUGAGUGUGGGCGCCUCGGAGGAGAUUUUCCCGGGCAUGGUCUGUGGACCACAGGAGAAUGCAAGAGCAUCUGGGGUGACAUGUGGGUGACCUUUCUGUUAUUUUAAUAGUCAUGUGUUUAUUUUCUUCUAUUAAAUAUAUCAGUAGCUCAGCAAA